AUACGUCCGACACGUGCAAUGCGGGCCUGUGGACGCUUACCUUUAACCGUUUUCUUCAAAUAAAACAUCUGUACCAGAAAGUUCAGAAAGGCUAAAAUAAUUUGUUAAAUAUUCUCUUUCGAGGUUAAGGUAUACUCUUUGCUACUAAAAAGUCUCCCCUGACAGUGUCAAUGAUGCUAAAUUUUGACACAUGUUUAUCAGAAAGGUUUUCGAAAAAUAUUUACAUGUGAUUUAUUUCUGAAAAUGAGUGAGAGUUUGAGUACUCGUUCCAAAACUGUGACUGAUUCUAUCGAGUCGGAAUCUGUUGAUAGCCCACCGAUAUUCGACCGAUGGACCAACAACAUAAGUUACCGUCAGCUCGUGGUGUCAUCCGGCAUCGGAAUAUUCCAACUAUGGUGGCACCCGUAUCUAUUCGACUUAAAGAAGCUUCUACCUUUCCUGUUUCUAUACAAUGUGUUCAGUAUAAUCAUUGCAUACCCGCUGUUUUACCUGGAGCUUGCGCUUGGCGUGGCCACCAAGAAAAGUGUGCUCAACUGCUGGGAUUUGUCACCUAUGGCUAGAGGCAUAGGUUUCGCAAUGCUGUCGACGUGCAUGUUCACGGCGCUGGCAGCUGGUGCAGUGGGGGCAUGGUGUUUGGCGCUGAUGGUGCACUCGAUACAUACGUUCCUGCCGUGGCUGCACUGCGCGGCGGCUGCACGCCCGCCCUGCGCGGCGCGGCAUCGACCACUGCCGGCGGGCAGCGAGACGCCGGCGCAGUCAUUCUUUUUUAAUUUCGUGUUGGAUCUAAAGCGAGAUGGGCUGGAGGGCGGUCUGGGUAACGUGGUAUGGGAGUUGACGACAUACUACGUCAUAUGCUGGGUCCUCAUCUACUUCAUCGUCAUCAAACGGAUAUACAGCUACUCGAAGUUGGUGCUGUUCAAAGACGUGUUGACAUACUUCGUGCUGGUGUGCGUGGCGGUGGGCGCGAUGCAGCUGAAGGGAGCCGGGCGCAUGUUCAGCGACUGCAACUGGAGCGUCAUCUUUGAAGGCUUACAGAUGUGGCGCGAAGCCAUGGAGUACUCGUUGAUCGAGAUGACAGUGUGCCAGGGGUCUCUUGUCAUGCUGGGCUCCUACUGUCCUAAAGCACAACACAAGCUCAGUACUACGGCGAUGCUUGCUCUCGCCGUGUCUAAGACCACUUGUAUGAGUGCCGCGUUGGUCUUAGGAGCCACGCACGGAGCUCUCUAUAAGGACUACGAUAAUGUUACUAAUAUUUGGCCUGGAUCGGCGGGAUCUAUCAUCCUAUGGUCCGACUAUGUAGCGCGGAUACCAGGCAGUCAGUUCUGGUCUGCGCUUAUAUUCUUCACACUCUUUAUAUUGUCAGUAACCACAGCGGCGCUGUUAGUGCAAACAGUAAUGUCGACGUUCACCGGACGAACGAUCAGGAAGAUCAGAUGGGCCUUCCUCGUGGUCAUAUGUAUGCUCUUCUGUUUGAUAGGAGUCAUCUUGGUUUGCACACAGGGUGGUUUAUACGUAAUGAACUUCCUGAUGAGCUGGCCUGCGAGCAAGCCGCGGGUCCCCGUGGCUGCAUUAAUGGCCACUGUCAUCACCUACAUCUACGGACAGACGACAUUCUGUGCAGAUGUCUACUUCGCGGUCGGAGAGUACCCUAGUGUGUUCAUGAGGAUUUGUUGGGCUCUCUCACCGGCUAUCAUGAUGAGUACAUUCGCGGGCGGCGCGGGCUCGUGGCACUCGAGUGAGACGACGGUGGGCUGGAUGCUGGUGGGCGCGUGCGUCGUCAUGCCCAUCGCAGCCGUCAUGCUCUUCUACGGCGUCUUCAAGUGUAGGGUCCGGAAUAUCGUUCGAGACGAAAAAUAAUUAUUUAAAAUCAACGUUUUUAUUUCUCAUUUGUAAUUUGAAUGAUAAAAUGAAACAUUGAAAUCAGAAUGA
Molecule: messenger RNA, 1929 nt
Organism: Helicoverpa zea (corn earworm)
Lineage: Eukaryota; Metazoa; Arthropoda; Insecta; Lepidoptera; Noctuidae
Product: sodium-dependent proline transporter-like
Exons: 12
Coding region: 244-1857 (537 amino acids)
Biological process (GO): sodium ion transmembrane transport
Cellular component (GO): membrane
Source: RefSeq, a predicted model, not a curated record